Molecule: messenger RNA, 4687 nt
Organism: Acinonyx jubatus (cheetah)
Lineage: Eukaryota; Metazoa; Chordata; Mammalia; Carnivora; Felidae
Gene: PTER
Product: phosphotriesterase related
Exons: 5
Coding region: 2951-4045 (364 amino acids)
Biological process (GO): catabolic process
Molecular function (GO): zinc ion binding; hydrolase activity, acting on ester bonds
Source: RefSeq, a predicted model, not a curated record
UUUGGGAAAUAGCCAAGAGUUUUCAAGUGCUUAGAUACUGAGCAUCAUUUAUUUGAGGCUAACAGAGCCAGCAUUAUUUGAUCCUGGCGUCUCUAUUGUACUGUUAGUCGUAAGCAUUAUAAAGAGUGAUAAUUUAAAAAGUAAUAAUCUGACUUGUGAGGUAUGUUUAUUUCAUUCUUCUGUCCAUAAUAAUCUGAAGUUUAUAGUAAAGUAAAUGCUGUAAUGUGGUUAGAGGGUGGUUCAGAAAAAGAAUUAGAAAGAUAUCAAUAGGUUUCUCAUUUGUCGUAUAGAAAUGUUCUGAUUUUCGACUAUAUAAAUAUCCCCAUUUAUCUAAUGUCUAAACAAGGUGAAGUCAUGGGGAGCCACUGCACGAGUUCUUUACAGGUCAUUUACUGCCUUUUUGCCUAGAAUCGUGGGAUUUGUGUCUGGAAAGAACUUUGGAGAUCAUCUUGUUUAACUCCUUUGUUUUAUCUGGGAGAAAACUGAGGCUCAUGUGCUACAUUCGCCCAAAGACACACGUUGAUCCUAUCAACUUUUUGAAACAUCUGUGUGCUUCGUCAAGCUCUAGCAUUUCUUCCUAAUGAGGAAAUAGUGAUAUGUUCAUAAGAGCGUUCUGUUGCAUUCUUACAUUUCUGAAAUAUAGCAGCGGAGCAUUAAUAUUUGGUGGUACUCUAGAUAUUUAAUAGCUACUGACUAUUGCUUGUGUCAAAUAAAAGAUGAACUCUAUUGAACAUUAUCAGGAAUGUUUUCUGUUGCCUUUAAUACAUUUGAGUGAGAAAGGAAAAUGACGACAUUUUCCUAAACAGUGUCAAGAUAUCUUUUACAAAAUAAGUAAGAUUUGUGUUCUUAAGGGGAGUACCUUCGGAUUCAAACAUCCCAUUCUUGAUUCUUGAUUUUUACUCUGUAUGUCUAAUAACCAAGAAAAUAAUAAGAAAAACUGGUAAUCAGGGGUAAUAAAAGUAAAUUCUGAUAUGAAUUCAUAAUGGCAGAUGUUCCUGGGAAGAAUGAGCCAGAAGAGUUUAAUUACGUAGGAUGCCUAACCAAGAGCCCAAGGAAGAAUCGGGUGGCAGGUGCCCGUAGACUUUACCUAUGAAAAUUAAAAAUAACUUCUGAAGGAAGGACAGCUAAUUUUGUUGAUGUAAUACGUUUAUAUUGCUCUACAGCUUGUUGGUAAAAGUAGUUUUGAGCACUCAGAGAGCAAUCUUUCCCCUCGUCGUCUUCCAAUUAAAAAAGCAGUAUUACUUCUUUUCGGAUACUGAGCCAGUGAGCAGCUCCAAGAUCUCCCAGGCCCGCACAAUUUAAGAAAAGGGAAAUUAGCAACCCUUCCCCCUCAGAAUGCUGUGAUCUACCAGAACAAGAAGGCAAAGCAGGUCUUUAAUAAUACGAGAGACAUUGCCAGUUGUUAAUUCUUCCGCUGUUAAUGCCAUGGGAGCGCACGUAUUCCCAAUCGGCUGCCCGUGUGCUCAGACCCACAGCACAGUGUGUUCCUUCCAGCCGUGUUAAUUUACGCAUCUGUCCAUCCUCAGCGCUCACCGGAUGCCGGCUCUGGGCCAGUCAGGGUGCCGAAUGCUGGCUUUGACGUUCUCACGCACACACCGAGCGGAGAGGAUUCCUUGAGACUUACGAUCAUCUGUUUGCAAUUCUCCUGUGGUGUCCCCAGACAGUACCAGAUGAUUAGAAGCCCCUCAAGUGAACACAGUAGGCUGCCAGUCUUGCAGCGUGUGCCAUUCGUCACGGACACAACCUAGUCAUUUAGCCCUGUGGCUUCAACCCAAGGAGAGUAGUAGGGGCUGGGCAGUGCUUUCCCGAGUAGGAGUUUCCUUUUGCUGGCCCUUGGUCUGAUGCUUCGGAGACCGUCUCUGCUUAUUCUCCGAGCAGUAAAGAACAAGGUCCGUUUUCCAUUCUGUCCACCCAGCGGGGGAGAUGUGUGCAGAGGAGACGCUUCCUGUCCAAAACCUGUUCCCGCUUCCUCUGGCCAGGAAGCCGUGGCUCUGGCGUGGCCGCCACUGGUGCCUUCAGUGGCCUGCCUUCUCCGCAGGCUUAGUGAAUGCGGAAUGAAGACGGCAGCCUGACUCUUAGGAGCCCUGAUAACGUGCAUUCCAUUUCUGUCACGCAGCCCUCAUGUUCAGUCUGUUUAACCCUUUAUAAUUAUCAACCGUUUCCCUUGAGGAACACCUUGUGUGGUUUGUUCUCACCGUCUACUUAAAUGCCGGUUACCAGAGUACUUUGUUUAUUUGGAGCCUAUGAAUUGCAUUGAGCUCUAUGCUCUAUAGAACUUGUUGCGAGCCUGAUUAAACAGUAAACUCCUUGAAGACAGGGACUAGGGCUGUUUCUUUCUGUAUCACAGAGAGGGACUGACCCAACUGAUUACCACUGUUUGAGUCCUGAACAAACAAACACAAAGAAAACCCAAACAAAACCCGUCCAUGGUGUGCAAGGGCGUCUGUUCAAUUCAGGGUUGUGUCGCAAACCUCAGUGCAAAAUGCACGCACUUUAUUGCUGAGCAUUGCCUUUUUUUUUUUUUUUUUGAGCUUUCCUACCACAAUUAAUCUUAUAUGGUAAUGCAGUGACAAUGAGAUGAUUUCUCCGGAGAAUCUAUGCUAAUACUAUUAAAAUGCUCUUACCAUGUCAAAAUGAUUGCAGUGGAAGGCACGUGGGGACCGUGCUUAUGUGAUUAUGAUAUUAUAGCGAUGGGCGAUUACCAUAGGAAACUACUAAUUCAACCCUGCAGGGACUUGCAUUAUGAAGCCAUUAUAACAUGAGAUUAUAAUGACACAAUAACUCGGAUGCACACUCGUGAUGUGAAAACUAAAAGCUAAUUUGAAUGUGAGUAGUAUUUCCAUUAAAUUGUAAUUAAACACCGAAAGCCAUGCUUGUUUAAAUUUAAGACGGAGACCUCCAAUCCAGAAAAGGAAACUGUGGGUAAAGGACGCACGCCAGGCAUGAGCUGAUGAUGAAAACACUCUUUUCAGAGCAUCUCCUGGUAUCAUCAGAAAUGUCCUCCUUAAGUGGGAAAGUCCAAACUGUUUUGGGCCUGGUAGAGCCAGGCAAACUGGGCCGCACUCUGACCCACGAACAUUUGACAAUGACCUUUGACUGCUGUUACUACCCACCUCCUCCACGUUACGAAGCUACCUCCGAAGAACCUAUUAUGAUGAAAAAUUUAUUUUGGAUUCAAAAGAACCCUUAUUCCCAUAAGGAGAAUCUUCAGCUGAAUCAGGAGACGGAAGCCAUCAGGGAAGAACUGUUGUAUUUUAAAGCCAACGGUGGAGGGGCUUUGGUCGAGAACACUACUGUUGGCAUCAGCCGAGACGUGAAGACUUUGAAGUGGCUUGCCGAAGAGACCGGCGUCCAUAUCAUAUCUGGAGCUGGAUUUUAUGUGGACGCAACUCACUCUCCAGACACCAGAGCCAUGUCAGUGGAACAGCUUACGGAUGUCCUCAUUAAUGAAAUUCUCCAUGGAGCUGAUGGAACUAGCAUCAAGUGUGGGGUCAUUGGAGAAAUUGGUUGCUCCUGGCCUCUGUCAGAGAGUGAGAAGAAGGUUCUUCAGGCAACAGCUCAUGCUCAGGCUCAGCUCGGCUGUCCUGUUAUUAUUCAUCCUGGAAGGAAUCCAAGCGCACCAUUUCAGAUUAUCCGAGUGUUGCAAGAAGCAGGUGUAGACGUCUCCAAAACGGUUAUGUCCCACAUUGAUAGGACUAUACUUGAUAAAAAGGAACUCCUGGAGUUUGCUCAACUUGGCUGUUACUUGGAAUAUGAUCUCUUUGGGACUGAACUCCUUCAUUACCAAUUCAACCCGGAUAUUGACAUGCCCAAUGAUAAUAAAAGAAUUAGGAGAGUGCGUCUUCUGGUGGAUGAAGGCUACGAAGAUCGAAUUCUGAUGGCACACGACAUACAUACGAAGCAUCGGCUGAUGAAGUAUGGAGGUCACGGCUACUCUCAUAUACUUACCAACAUUGUUCCUAAAAUGUUGCUUAGAGGGAUCACUGAGAAUGCACUUGAUAAGAUACUAAUAGAGAACCCUAAGCAAUGGCUAACUUUCAAGUAGGAUGGUUGUUUACAGACUCACACCUUGAGUAGAAAGCUCACAGAGAACAUUUUUCAGUGAUUUCAAACCCACAGUGAGAUACUAAUCAGAGCUACGUAGGACGAAUGACGGAUCAUUUCCUAUUUAUGAGAAUUAGAAAUUUUGCCUUCUCAGAAACCAGCUGGUACAUCGGUACCUUUAGGAAGUUACUGACCUAACGGACCCCUCUUGUUCUGCCUUUGACAAAAUAAAUACAGAAGCACCUGUUUCCAAACAGUGAUUUACAUUCUGUAUCCCCUCUAGCAAAGUUUUGCUUUGUUUUGUUUUCUUAAUCUAUCAGGUGCACUACUUGAGGAAAUUUAAAGUGUUUCUAGUUAAAUUACCCCCUUCUGGAGCAAUCUAAUGUUUCUUGUAAUAUUGAUGAUCCUACUAAUUAUCCUGCUGUUCUUUAAUUAAUGCUUAAUGAAUAAUAUGGCACUUGAAAAUAGCUUCUGCAGCAAGGGAAGUUAAAGUUUGAGGCUUUUCCCCCCAAAGGACACUGUAAUACAAUCACCAAUUCACAAUGAUAAAAAUAUUGUCGAAGCUUAAUUAUAUUCAUUAUAUAUUGUAGAAGUUGUCUACCUAUCUAUAUUGACUGGUAAUAAAUCAGUUUUGUUGCCUGUG